Pygocentrus nattereri (red-bellied piranha) is the source of this 1048-nucleotide messenger RNA. RefSeq names its product microtubule-associated protein 1 light chain 3 gamma, like (gene map1lc3cl). The coding region runs from base 58 to 438 and encodes 126 amino acids. Lineage: Eukaryota; Metazoa; Chordata; Actinopteri; Characiformes; Serrasalmidae. The record is from RefSeq and is a predicted model, not a curated record. The transcript is spliced from 4 exons. Gene Ontology annotation, cellular component: cytosol; autophagosome membrane; autophagosome. Gene Ontology annotation, molecular function: ubiquitin protein ligase binding. Gene Ontology annotation, biological process: macroautophagy; cellular response to nitrogen starvation; autophagosome assembly.
GCUUCUUCCUGAGGGAGCUCAGCAGCAGCCUCCACCACACCACCACCACACGCAGACAUGCCGCCCUUCGAGAGGUCCAUGGAAAUGAUGCCUUUCAAGCAAAGGAAGUGCUUGGCCACACGAAAAGAUGAAGUCUGCACAAUUCGGUCCAAAUUUCCCAAUAAGUUGCCGGUCAUCGUUGAGCGAUACAUUAGAGAGAAACAGCUUCCUCUACUGGACAAAACAAAGUUCUUGGUCCCUCAUGAACUCACAAUGGGGCAGUUUCUGUGCCUGCUCAGGAGUAAGAUAGCACUGGAGGCCUCCCAGACUUUGUACCUGCUGAUCUCAGGAAAGAGCAUGUGCUGUAUGACGGCCAGCAUGGCGGAGAUAUACUCACAGCACAGAGAUCCCGACGGCUUCCUCUACAUGACCUACUCCUCGCAAGAUAUGUUCGGGUGAGAUAAGACAUCAGGGCCUUUUUAGGGACCACUCCACUAUCUCCAUUUUCUCCAUUCUGCAGUACUGACUGAGCGAAGCUCUACUACUUUCAUCUCUCCCCGGUCCUGCUGAACGUCAUCACAUCAUGCAGAUAUGGCCAAGAACAUUCCGUUUUCUGAUCUCUACUCUGUUUCAGUUCUUUUUUAUUUUCGUAAGGAGGAGAAGAAACAACACUGUAUGUGCCCUGUCACAAGUUAACGCGAGUUGCAGCACAGCUUAAGAAUCAAUGUCACUCGAGCACUUAUCUUGAAGACACAGGCGUCUGGUCGUGACGUUCUGAGCUUGUGGGACUGCCGUGGAACAAAGGACAUGUCCUGGGAUUCCAUAUCCUUCAGCUAGCUGUCACAGGAAGAGGGAGAGGAAGAGGGUCCAUGUCAGGGUGAUAAACAUUGUUCUCUUUGUUGUGUCUUUUCUCUUGUCUCCUGGAAACAGCCCUGUUGGAACAGAGCUCAAGAGACUGAGCCAUUUUGAGUACAAAUACCACCAAAUGUUUACAGUGAACAACACAGUCAUGUACUCUACCUCAACUGUUAUUGGGAAAGCUAAAAAUAAACCUGUUCUGCCCUUUAAA